CUUAGAGGGUUCAAGGCACUGAAAAGCAUAAAACCCAUCUUAGAAAUGCAGGAACAGAGCACCUCCAAGCAAUCAAAAAUGCCUUCCAGGAGGGCUCUUCACAUGAUGUUAUGUUUUCUUCUUUUCCCUACCCUCAUCACAUUGAUCAUCUACAAUUCCCAUAUCACUUACUCUGGGUUCUUCUUUUCCUCCACUGCCAAUAACUCCCAUGUCCAGAUUGUUUUACCCCAUUCAAUCCACAACCAGAUUUCUCAUCUGCAGUCCCAAUUGGGAGCUCUGUUGGAUCAUCUACAUAUUGAAAGUUCGGAAUCAAAAUCUUUAACAAAAUUUUCAGAUCAGGUCCUCAGCAUUGCUAUAUCCUUAGACAAGCUUGCUGAUUGCUUGUCAGGUUUCUUAAGCAAUGCUCCUGAUGGUGGUAAUGAAAUGAGCAGAGUAGAUGAAGAUCUCAGUGGGCCUGAGCAAAGUGAAGCUGAAGAAGGUUCAUUACAUGGAAAGGCCUUCAAUUCUGCAGAGCUUAUUAAUUACAUUUCACCCAAAUCCAAUAGAUUUCGCGGGAAAAAGAAUUUUCUUGGGCUGGAAGCAGUCAAUCCAUCCAUAGGACAGGGUUGCGCCCCUAUGGCCUUCAUUGUAGAUCGCUUCAUGACUUACAAGAUCGAUGGUAUGUGCCCAAAUGAUUGGGACUUAGCUCAGAAGCUCAUACUUGGUGGAUGUGACCCAUUACCAAGAAGAAGGUGCUUCUCAAUGGCGCCUCCUCAUUACACUACGCCAGCUAAUCUGAACUCCUCCCUUUGGACUCAACCUAGUGAUGCUAACAUUUUAUGGAACAAUUAUAAGUGCAAGAACUAUAAUUGUCUUGAAAAUCCCAGAAAUGAAUCUGCCUCGGCUGAAUUCACCAUCGAUGAGGUGCUAAGGUUAAGGCCAGGAGAGAUACGAAUAGGUCUCGAUUUCACCCCAACAACCGGCACUUUUGCUGCAAUCAUGAGAGAGAAAAAUAUUACCAUUGCUUCGGCUACACUGAACUUAGGUGCCCCUUUCAGUGAGGUGAUUGCACUAAGAGGCCUCCUUCCCCUUCACGUUUCAGUCGGCUCAAGAUUGCCUUUCUUUGACAAUGCACUUGAUAUUAUUGUUCAUUCUACUCUCUUCUUGGAUGGGUGGAUCAGCUUGGAACUCCUCCAGUUUGUCCUGUUUGAUUGGGAUCGUGUCCUUUGGCCAAAGGGACUCCUUUGGGUGCACCGGUUCUUCUGUAAGAAGGAAGAUAUGAGGCUGUAUUUAGAUGAAUUCACCAGACUAGGCUACAGAGAGUUGCUGUGGAGGGUGGUGCCAAAGACAGAUAAACUUGAUGAUGAGCUCUUUUUCUCUGCUGUUUUGGAAAAGCCAAUUAGAGGUUAGGCUUCCUAAGAUGUCAAAAAACGUACUCUGUAAAGUUAAUGACUGAAACUUCUUUUUUCCCUUUCCAAAUGAAUGCUAAAAAGAAACACAAUGGGAAGACAAACUACAGGCACUAACCCAUGAAACAAAAUUCUUU
Ilex paraguariensis (yerba mate) is the source of this 1525-nucleotide messenger RNA. NCBI's taxonomy places the organism in Eukaryota, Viridiplantae, Streptophyta, Magnoliopsida, Aquifoliales, Aquifoliaceae. The record is from the annotation of a GenBank genome assembly.